Seriola dumerili (greater amberjack) is the source of this 3332-nucleotide messenger RNA. It is a transcript of the gene klhl18, whose product is annotated as kelch like family member 18. The record is from RefSeq and is a predicted model, not a curated record. NCBI's taxonomy places the organism in Eukaryota, Metazoa, Chordata, Actinopteri, Carangiformes, Carangidae. Bases 29 to 1753 code for a protein of 574 amino acids. The transcript has 10 exons. Gene Ontology annotation, molecular function: protein binding.
UUGCGCCGCUCCGCCGCUCGUGCUGACGAUGGGAGACGUUUUCUGCGAAGAGCUCGAGGAUUUAGUUCAUUUCUCAGUACAUGACUUGCCGGCAAGGGGCUAUGUCGUCAUGGAGGAGAUCCGACGUCAGGGGAAACUCUGUGACGUCACGCUCAAGGUCGGGGAUCAUAAAUUCAGCGCUCACCGGAUCAUCUUGGCGGCCUCCAUUCCGUACUUUCACGCCAUGUUCACCAACGACAUGGUGGAGUGUAAACAGGACGAGAUCCUGAUGCAGGGCAUGGACCCCAGUGCUCUGGAGGCUCUGAUAAACUUUGCAUACAGCGGCCAUGUAGCGAUCGACCAGCAGAACGUCCAGUCUCUUCUGAUUGGCUCGAGUUUCCUGCAGCUGCAGAACGUUAAAGACGCCUGCUGCUCCUUCCUCCAGGAGAGGUUACAUCCCAAGAACUGUCUGGGCGUGCGUCAGUUUGCAGAGACCAUGAUGUGCACGACUCUGUACGACUCGGCCAGCAGCUUCCUCCACCAGCACUUUGUGGAGGUCUCUCUGUCAGAGGAGUUCCUGGGUCUGAGGACGGAGGAGGUGCUGGAGCUGGUGGGCUGUGACGAGCUCAACGUGAAAGCAGAGGAACAGGUGUUUGAGGCUGUGCUGGCCUGGGUUCAUCAUGACCGGGACCAGAGGGAGUCCCUGCUGCCGGAGCUGCUGUCCAAGAUCAGACUUCCUCUGUGUCGACCACAGUUCCUGUCAGACCGAGUCCAGCAGGACGAGCUGGUUCGCUGCUGCCACAAGUGCAGAGAUCUGGUGGAUGAAGCCAAAGAUUUCCACCUGAUGCCAGAGCGGCGUCCUCACCUGCCCACCUUUAAGACCAGACAGAGGUGCUGCACGUCCAUCACAGGUCUCAUCUACGCUGUGGGAGGGCUCAACAGCUCAGGUGACUCAUUAAACGUAGUCGAAGUUUUCGAUCCGAUCGGGAACUUCUGGGAGCGCUGUCAGCCAAUGAGGACGGCUCGCAGCAGAGUGGGCGUGGCCGUCAUUAACGGGCUGCUGUACGCCAUCGGUGGAUAUGAUGGCCAAUCACGGCUGAGCACGGUGGAGGUUUACAACCCAGAGACAGACAGCUGGACACGGGUGUCAAGCAUGAACAGCCAGCGCAGCGCCAUGGGAACGGUCGUGAUUGACGGACAUAUCUACGUGUGCGGCGGCUACGAUGGGAAGUCGUCUCUGAACUCAGUGGAGUGUUACUCUCCAGAGACCGACAGGUGGACGGUGGUGACGGAGAUGAGCGCCAGUCGCAGCGCUGCAGGUGUGACGGUGUUUGACGGACGCAUCUUUGUCUCAGGCGGCCAUGACGGUUUACAGAUCUUCAACACGGUGGAGUACUACAACCACCACACCAACCGGUGGCACCAGGCGGCGGCGAUGCUGAACAAGCGUUGUCGUCACGGGGCAGCGUCUCUGGGCAGUCACAUGUACGUGGCGGGGGGGUACGACGGCUCGGGGUUCCUGAGCGGCGCGGAGGUGUUCAGCUCGGGCUCGGGGCAGUGGAGCCUCCUGGUGCCGAUGAACACGCGGCGCAGCCGGGUGUCUCUGGUGUCCACGUCGGGGCGUCUGUACGCCGUGGGUGGGUACGAUGGACAGUCCAACCUCAGCUCGGUGGAGAUGUACAAUCCCGACACCAACCGCUGGAUCUUCAUGGCCCCCAUGGUCUGCCACGAGGGGGGGGUCGGGGUCGGCUGCAUCCCCCUGCAGCCCGCCUAAAGUGGCCCUUUGGAGGCUAGGCAUCGACGUGUUACUGCUGGCUGCAGGCGGGGAGGAGGUGGGGGCGGCGCCCUCCGGUGGCGUUCACUGAGCUUCAUUGGUACGACGGCUGGGCUCAGAUCUGCACACUGACGCCAGGCCUGUGGGAUUAUGGGUAAAACUGUAGAGCUAGCCCGCACAGGCUAGCUGCUAGCAUUGUGCUAUUAGCGCAUUUGUGGACCAAGUAACUAUAAAUAUUGAUUUUAUACUUGUUUGAAAGAAAGCUGCUGAUUGAGACAGGAUGACCACUCUGAUCGGUUUUCUGGGACCACGUUCACUGGACUGUUAUUACUAAUCUGUAAUCAAAGAGAGUGAUUGACAGCUGCAGACACGUGAAGAAGAAAAAAAAUUAUAUCUUUAUUAAAGUUUGAAUUCUCCUCGGGGGGGGGGGUCCGGGUCCCCUCCUCCUCCAGAAUAAAGCUCCAGAGAAACAGAGCUUCAUAGAGAAUCCUCCUGGUUUUACGUUUCCUUCAGUAUCACAGUAAAACAGGGACAGGAGCUGAUCACAGAUGAUUUGUUAUUUAAAACAGAUGAGCUUGUUCUGCUUUAUCUGUGUGUUUGUUGGUGUCAUGUUUCCAGAAUGACUGAUGUUAAAAUCAGAAAUCAGUGUGAACGGAGCUUCAGACAGAUGAUUAUUUAUUUCAUAGUUUCUUAAAAAUUUUUUUAAUAUUGAACAGUUUGAAGCUUCAUGAGUCGUCAAUUAAAACUCAUAAAUGAAUCCUGGACAUGUUGUGUCGUUGCUGAGACUGGAGAGAUCCACGUAAAUAAGUCAGUUUCAUGUUGUAAUGUUAAUACAUUUUAAUAAAUGAUGAUAAAAGUGAGAGAAAUUGUCAUCAAACCUUUUUAAUCAAUUGUAAAACAUUUUAUUAACGUUGACUCAAAUAGCUUUAUAUAUAAAACUGUGGUCAGUCAUUAUCAGGUGUUAGCUUCACCUUAGGUCAACAGGGCUUUUACUGUGAAAAUCACAGGCCAGGUUUCCAUGUCCUGUUUUGGGCUAGCUUAGGUAUGCUAGAGGUUAGCCUAGCAUUGCUAAUAGCCAGUUAUGUCAAUUACAUAUUCACUAGGUUGCCGAGGUUGGUCGAAUGUCUAGCAUAGCUUAGCGUGACUAAUGGCGCAAAGCUCUCGUUCCCCGGCUCGUCAUUGGUCAGAUCAGUGGUCUUAAAUUUGUCCUUCACCCUGCACCAUAACUUUCAGCUGGAUUUCAUGGUUUUCCUGAGGGUCAGUUGUCAUGGAGACAGUUCUUAUUAUUUGACUAGCUCCAUCUGCUGAUGAAAGCCAUGAGAUGCGGCUGAAAGCUUUUAACAAGUUUUAUAUAUGAAUUCAAUGAAAAUGAAUGUGAUGAAUUUAUAAUAAAAGUAAACAGUUGAAGUUGAUACAUGAACGUUUUAAUGACUAUGUGACAUUGAAGCACUGAUUAUAUUCAUCUGGUCUCUCCAGCCUCCUCAGUCAUCAUCAGUCAUCUGUAGUUUUAUUUUUAUUGAUUAAUUUAUGAUUUUUUUUAAUUUGUUUUCCUUCCUGAGACAUUUGUGGAUCAUUAAAG